Trichoderma breve is the source of this 2250-nucleotide messenger RNA. Its product is annotated as variant SH3 domain-containing protein. Gene Ontology annotation, biological process: regulation of actin filament polymerization. Lineage: Eukaryota; Fungi; Ascomycota; Sordariomycetes; Hypocreales; Hypocreaceae. The record is from RefSeq and is a predicted model, not a curated record. The transcript has 6 exons. Gene Ontology annotation, cellular component: actin filament; plasma membrane; site of polarized growth. Bases 1 to 2250 code for a protein of 749 amino acids. Gene Ontology annotation, molecular function: actin filament binding.
AUGGCGUCUCUCAACCUCUCUACAAACGGCGCCUCCAUAAAGAGCAGCUACAAUGCUGUCGUUGGCGGAGAAGCGGCGGCAUCCGGCUCGCCCACCUACGCUCAGUGGGCGCUCUUCUCUGUCCAAGCUCCCCUAGUCAACGCUUUCCAGGACAGCGGUUCCAAGGAGAGUGUGCUCAAAGUUCAAAGCACAGGCGAUGGCGACCUCACCGAACUGAUUGAGGACUUCAGCGAGGGCCGAAUCCAGUUCGCUUUCGUCAAGGUCAAGGACCCCAAUUCGGGUCUCCCCAACCACUUGGCUGCCGUGUCUAAGGUCCUUCACGGAUAUCACGUCCAGAUCACCGCCCGCUCCGACAGCGACCUCGAGCCUGAAUCCAUCAUGCGCAAGGUUGCCGAUGCGUCGGGCGCCAAGUACUCUGCCGGAUCCUCGGCCGGAGCUGCCACACAUGCGCCUCCGCCAGUCAAGGCCAAGCCUGUUUUCACACCUUCGUCGAAUGCCGGCGCUGUCGAUGCGGAUGGUUGGGGGGCCGACGCUCCUCCCGUCACUCGGACACAGAUCGAAAAGGUCGCGCCUGCUUAUCAGCCAACCAAGGUGAACAUGGCAGAGCUUACAAGUCAGAAGCAGGAGCCUUCGCGCUUCGCCGGCGCGCCCCGACAGGAGACGGGCUCGUCUGAUGUUGUUGGAGGCGGCUACCAGCCUGUGGGCAAAGUAGACAUUGCGGCCAUCAGGGCACAGGCCCAGAAGAAGGGAGAUGACAGACCCACGCCGGUCAAGGGAGCGGCUAAGGCGCAAAAACCAGCAGAACCAGCUGCAGAAGAAGCGGAGCAAGAAACUCAGAGCUUUUCCGAUCGAGCAGCUGCUUUCUCGCAGCCAAGCGCUGGACGGCUGACCUCACUCCCCAAGCCUACCGUUGCCAAGAAGUGGUCCGGUGCCUCUGCCUUCACCGGCACAAAGGCGCCAUCCCCGGGUGGUCUCGGAUUCGGUGGCCCGGCCGCCCCAGCAGCUGCCCCAGUUGGAGCUGCUAGCCGGACGUUCGCAGACCAAGGCGGCAAGACCCCAGCUCAGAUCUGGGCGGAGAAGAAGGCAAGAGAAGGCGGAAGCAUUAGCGGCAUCCCUGCCGCUCAGUCGCCAGUGCCACCUGCUCAGCAGGCUCAGCAGACCGGCGGCUCGUCUUCUUGGAAGAGUGGUUACACGGGCAAGAGCUGGGCUCCAGUUCAAACCGGAGGAGCCACACGUGGUGCUCCCGAAUCUGCGGAUCAGCAGGAGGAAGAGACUAGAGAGGCUGCGGAGGACGAGUCCUCGGGUCCCUCGGGCGUGUCUGCCUUGAGAGAUCGGUUUAAGAACACCGUUCCCAUCGGGGCUGGCCAACCCCCGACGACUCGGGCAGUCGAGGAGGAGUACCAGGCCCCACCGCCUGUUCCAGAUGGCUCCAGGCCAGCUGGAGGCUUCGCCCUCCCCGGCCUCCCCAGCCGCCCAGCCCCUGCGGACGAGGAAGAAGAAGAGGAAGACCCCUCGGCAUACCAGCCCGUGGCCCAGGAGCGGGAGCGCUCGCCAUCGCCAAUCCGUGUCGCCGUGCCUGUGGCUCGCGGCCCCGAGCCCACUAUUGAGCGGCCCGAGGAGCGCGCACCUCCUCCCCUCCCUGUGGAGGAAGUCCCAGUUCCCAGAGAGGAGGAGCUUCAAGACGAGCACGAGGCCGGCCACCUUGCAAGAGCCGCAGCUGGUGCCGUGGCGGAGCAGACGUUUGAGCACGCUCCUCAAGUGGCCGACAGUCACGACCAGCAAGGCGGCAAGCGUGCUCUGGUUCAGUAUGAUUAUGAAAAGGCCGAGGACAACGAAAUCGACCUGGUCGAGGGAGAGUACGUUACCAACAUUGACAUGGUGGAUGAUGACUGGUGGAUGGGAACCAACGUCAGGGGAGAAAGCGGCCUAUUCCCUAGCAACUACGUCGAGCUUGUUGAGGAUGACGCUGCCGCGCCGCCCCCUCCGGCCGCCCCCGUUGCCGCCCGAGAGCCAGAGCCGGCGCCGGCACCUGUGGCCCCUGCUGCUCCACCAGCAGCGCCGGCCAGCGCAGCUGCAGGCCCGACAGCCACGGCUUUGUAUGACUAUGAAGCUGCCGAGGACAAUGAACUGAGUUUCCCUGAGGAUGCUACGAUUACCAACUUGGAGUUCCCUGAUGAGGACUGGUGGUUCGGUCACUACGGCGGCCACUCGGGUCUCUUCCCCGCCAACUAUGUCAAGCUUGACGAGUAA